Molecule: messenger RNA, 3591 nt
Organism: Aspergillus tanneri
Lineage: Eukaryota; Fungi; Ascomycota; Eurotiomycetes; Eurotiales; Aspergillaceae
Gene: PRP5
Product: DEAD/DEAH box RNA helicase
Exons: 5
Coding region: 1-3591 (1196 amino acids)
Biological process (GO): mRNA splicing, via spliceosome
Cellular component (GO): nucleus
Molecular function (GO): nucleic acid binding; RNA helicase activity; ATP binding
Source: RefSeq, a predicted model, not a curated record
AUGGCUCGCCACGGGGAUACUCGCUCACCAUCACCUGUAGGCAGCACAUAUUCUUCAUCCAGACGAAGCCGCAAAGAUGAUCGCCAUGAGAGGAGCAGGCGAGAUGACGCUAGGAGUUACCGAAGAUCUCGUAGUCCUGAGAGACGAUAUCGUGAACGUGAACGCGAACGCGACCGUGAUUCAUAUCGGAGACGUGACCGCUCGGUAGAUAGACGCGAUGAUUAUCGUGACGAAGACAAUUACCGGCCCAGCCGUAGGGAUCGUUCUCGUGACCGUCGUCGAUCGAGAGACAGAGAUGAUGAUAGGGACUAUCGUCGUAGAAGCCGCGAGAGGGAUUACCGAAGCAGGCGAGAGGACUCCCGCGAACGGGCUCGGAGACGGUUAGACGAUUCUGCUGACUUGAAGCACAAGUCUAGACGGGAUGAUAGCCGGGACCUGGGGAAGGACUUGCUCCAGCGGUCUAGAGAGACGUCAAAACUGUCAACACCCACGACCCCCGCUGGCCCCACCGACGACGAAAAGCGGGCUGAAAGGCUGGCGAAGCUGGAAGCGUGGAAACAAAAACAGGCAGCAGAAAAAGAGCGAAAACAGAGAGAAGCCGCUGCCGCCGGUGGGGCAAGGAGCAUCCUGGAAGAAAUUGAUAGAAAGUCGGGUUUAUCGCCGGCUAUCAGUUCUCCUCAAUCUCCUGCCACUCCAGGUGCAGAUACAGCUCCAGCUACCUAUGGCGGCAAGUUUGACCCGAAGGCCAUCGCAAAGAGCGCAGCUCCAUCUCAAACUUCACCAUCUGUAUUGGGGAAUGAUGUUCCUGUUCCGUUACCGGCUAAGACAUCCACUUCUACCACUACUAAGGUGCAAGCUAACAAGCCUGCUGCUACUACAAGUGCAUCUUCAUCAACCUUGAAAACGAAGGGCAAUGUAGGUGGAUUUGGUUUGGGUAGCAAGCAAGCCACGGAUAAUGAAAAAUCUUCCGCUACCAAGACUCUGGGGUUUGGCGAAGAGGAGUCGACUAGGAGAAAAUUGGAGAGAUUGCCGACCCCUCCAUUGGAUGAUGCCAAAGAAGCUAAUAGACCGGCCGAAUUGGCUGCAGAAGAUGACGAUGAUGUCGACAUGCAAGACGGUGGGACCGAGGAGGAAAACGCUGCUGCGGCACGGGCAGCGGCAGAAAGACGAGAGGAGCGUUUGCAAAACGAAGCUCGUAUGACUGAAACGAAAACGAAUGACGAGCAACAGGCAAAUGGCGACACCCAACCUAAUGAUGGGUUACCAAAGCAGCCUGAUUCCGUCGAGAUGGAGGUUGACGUACAGGAGGAAGAGGAGAUUGACCCUCUGGAUGCUUUCAUGUCGGAGCUGGCCGAAACUGCUCCUCCAAAGAAGAUGGCGGGUGCCAAAUUCUCUAAAACAAAGGAACAGCAGCCCGAAGCUAUCUUUGGUGAUGAGCAUGAGGUAGACAUGACUGCCGUCGGGGAUGGCGAUGCAGACGACUUUCUUGCCAUAGCCAAUAAGGCAAAAAAGAAGAAGGAUAUCCCUGCCGUCGACCACGCGAAGGCCGAGUAUGAACCAUUCCGAAAGGAAUUUUACACCGAACCCAGUGAUUUGGCGCAAAUGUCCGAGGAAGAGGUUGCCAAUUUGCGACUAGAGUUUGAUGGGAUCAAGGUCCGGGGAGUGGAAGUUCCGAAACCGGUGCAGAAGUGGUCCCAAUGUGGCUUGGGAGUGCAGACCUUGGAUGUGAUUGAUAGGCUAGGGUAUGAAAGUCCUACUUCAAUCCAAGGACAGGCUAUACCGGCGAUCAUGUCUGGUCGUGAUGUGAUCGGUGUGGCUAAGACAGGGUCCGGUAAAACAGUUGCUUUCUUGAUUCCUAUGUUCCGGCACAUCAAAGAUCAAAGACCGCUAGAAAAUAUGGAAGGGCCUGUUGGGCUGAUCAUGACGCCAACCCGUGAACUGGCUACUCAGAUCCACAAGGAUUGCAAGCCGUUUCUGAAAGCCUUGAACCUCCGAGCCGUUUGCGCCUAUGGAGGAGCGCCUAUUAAGGAUCAAAUCGCGGAACUCAAGCGCGGUGCUGAGAUAAUCGUUUGUACUCCUGGGCGAAUGAUUGACCUACUUGCAGCCAAUGCGGGCCGAGUAACAAACCUACGUAGAGUCACAUAUGUCGUCCUGGAUGAAGCUGACCGCAUGUUUGACAUGGGGUUUGAACCCCAAGUCAUGAAGAUCAUGGCCAAUGUGCGACCUGAUCGCCAGACUGUGCUCUUUUCUGCCACUUUCCCCCGAAACAUGGAAGCUCUUGCUCGCAAAACAUUAUCCAAACCCGUCGAGAUCGUCGUUGGUGGCAAGAGUGUCGUCGCGCCGGAAAUCACGCAGAUUGUGGAGGUCCGAAAUGACGACAAAAAGUUUGUGCGGCUCCUCGAGCUGCUGGGUAACCUGUACUCCAGUGAAGAGAAUGAAGAUGCCCGUGCAUUGAUCUUCGUUGAUCGUCAAGAGGCCGCAGACACCCUUCUUCGCGAGCUGAUGCGCAAAGGCUAUCCUUGCAUGUCAAUUCAUGGGGGCAAAGAUCAAAUUGACCGCGAUUCUACGAUCGAGGAUUUCAAGGCGGGCAUCUUUCCCGUCCUCAUUGCCACCUCAGUUGCAGCGCGUGGUUUGGAUGUGAAGCAACUAAAGCUUGUUGUGAAUUUUGACGCACCUAACCACCUUGAAGAUUAUGUCCAUCGUGCAGGCCGAACUGGGCGGGCUGGAAAUACCGGAACAGCAGUAACCUUCUUAACGGAAGACCAAGAGCGGUACUCGGUUGAUAUUGCCAAAGCACUUAAACAAAGUGGACAGCAAGUGCCGGAACCCGUGCAGAAGCUGGUUGACUCAUUCUUGGAGAAGGUGCGUGCAGGAAAGGAGAAGGCUGGUGCUUCUGGAUUUGGUGGAAAAGGUCUGGAACGGUUGGAUCAGGAACGAGACGCCGCCCGGAUGCGGGAACGUCGUACUUACAAGACUGGCGAAGAGGGAGAGGAGGAAGAAGAGAAGGAUGAGAAAAAGAAUGAGCAGGCCGAAGAGCAAUUCAACAAGGUGCUAUCUGGGACUCAGUUCGCCUCUGCUACCCCGACCCCUGGUGUUCCUAAGGGUAUUGAUCUCGAUGGUAAGAUCACUGUGCAUAAGACUGAGAGGGAACCUGCUGGUACAACUAAGAACCCACUGGACAAGGUGGGCUCGGCAGUUGCCGACAUUCAUGCACGCCUUAGCCGGGCUGGUGUGAUGAGAUCUGGAGUGCCUAUCGACAACCGCGGCCCUGAUGCAGGAGCUUUCCAUGCGACGCUUGAGAUUAACGACUUUCCUCAGAAGGCUCGGUGGGCUGUUACCAACCGUACCAACGUGGCCAAGAUUCUCGAGGCUACUGGCACGUCGAUUACGACCAAGGGAAGUUUCUAUGCGACUGGCAAGGAGCCAGGUCCUGGCGAGAAUCCCAAGCUGUAUAUUCUUGUUGAAGGCGAGACGGAGCUGUCGGUUACAAAUGCCAUGCGUGAACUCAUGCGCUUGCUGAAAGAGGGAACCAUCGCUGCCGUGGAUAGUGACGCGCGGGCACCCGUGGGAGGACGGUAUAACGUGGUGUAA